UCUCUUUCCACCCCUGUAUUUCCUCCGCCGAACCCUUCUAUUCCUUCUGUUUGCCUUAUCUUCUUCAUCCGAAAGCCAACACUCCAAUCUUCUUCUUCAACCGGAAGCCUCCACCAAUUCAUAUUAUUAAUCAUGUCAACUGUCCGUAUAAACUCAUUCAGUCAUUCCUCAUCCGGUCGAUUAUCAUUUAUUUCCCCUUUCAUUUUCAGAUAUCUCCGAUCAAUCUCACAGCGUCCAUCUCCUCUCAAUUUUCCGCCUUCCUCCAUUAAUCUACUGCUACUCUUUCUACCUUAGAAACCUGUCACCUAUAUAUGGUUAUUAUCACAAUAGUUUCGUUUUACAAAAAAUGGCUGCACAUUCCGCAGUCAAACACAUUGUAUUAGUCCAGUAUAGGGAACUGGACCGCUUCACGGCUCCAUCGUGUCCAAGCUAUUUGGAAACCCUCCACACCAAGCCGGCAAUUGUUGCUGUAAUUGAAGAGAUCGACAAGCUUCGUCUGCCUCUCCCAGUGGAAGAGGAAGUCGUCAUUCCCGAGCUUAGAGGCAGAGUCGCAGUUGUUAUGUCAUUUCCUCCUCACCUCAUAAAAGUCACGAAAUCCAGAAUCAUAGUGCAGACAAGGAGGUACAAGGGGAGAAAAUAUGGGCAGAAAGUAGUCAAAGGAAACACUCAACGAAGGUUCUGAUUUUCUUCUAUAAGUAUCACUAUUUGAAGACAAGGUUGAACGUCGUGAUUAGCACGUGAAGAUGUCUAGGCUGCAGUUGGAGCAGCCAAGCCGUAGUAGCUAGAUGAUUUGCUACCAGAUAUCGCUUGGAGACUCAAAGUUUAUGAUUUUAGAUUGAGUGCUCUUUCCCAGCACAUCCGGGUAAUCCCAUAGGCCAUAGUUAUACCCCCUUACCCUUGCAAUGAUUUUCUCAUAAUAAUAAUUCAAAAGUAUUGCAGUUAAAAUUUGUGGCUGAAUUCUGAGAUGUAAGUUGUGAUUAGGUGGUUGUUUGGCAGCUACUCCUUACUUAUCAUCCUGAAUUGAAGAUGAAUGAGUUAUAGGUGCCAUUAGGAAGAUUGAGAUACUAAAGCCCACUGAUAUAAUAACGAGGUGAUGAAAGCAGUACUCAUAUUAUAUUAUUAGGAUAAACUUUUUAGUAUGAUUAUGAUAGUGCGAUUGAAGAAAAGAUAUUCAAUUAGAUAUUCAUUCUGUGUGAUUGUAGCAAUCCAGAAUUUGAAAAUCCUAUUAAUUGACUAGCUUCAUUAUUUGUUACUAUAAUUGCUAACUUGCAGAGUUUGGCAAAGAUGACCCUGUGAUCAUAGAGAACCAUGGUGGAGGUGUUUAUCAACAAACUAAAACAAAUGGAAGACAAGAAGAUCCAAUCUAAAUAAAAAUCUACAACCACUGAUUAUAUAUGAGCCAGUUUUUUCAUGUAUUUUAGAGGUUCCGAAACUGUUAUUACAGUCCCUAUUUCAUGUGCUUAUAAAUUCAACCUCAAGUAUGAAUGCUAGCAACUAGACAACUGCAUGGUAUACUUUGUUCUAAUACAAGUAUGUGUGAUGAUGGUGGAUCGGUCUGGUUCUGAAUUCCUAAUAGUCCGGUUUCCUAUUCCCCUCCACAAGAACCGAUACCGGGGUUGGACUGUUGGACCGGUUCCUGUCGGGAUAUAGUGGGGUUCCCUAUGAU
Molecule: messenger RNA, 1666 nt
Organism: Cuscuta epithymum
Lineage: Eukaryota; Viridiplantae; Streptophyta; Magnoliopsida; Solanales; Convolvulaceae
Source: the annotation of a GenBank genome assembly